GAAUAAGAUCACCAUUUCUUCAAUUAGGGUUUGUUUAUUUUAAUCUCUUUCUUUUCCACAAGAACAUCCUAGUUCAUGUCUCUGCUUCUCCGACGGCUCUCGAAGCUCAGCUCUGAGAAACCUGCGUUGGUAACAUCCUCGGUUCUCCGUCGUUCUAAUGGCUUCUCGUCUUCCUCGCUGCAAACUCCUCCGUGUACCAUCGUCGGCGCCGCUCCUUGUGGAGCGGAUCUCGGGAAACUCGUGAUUAUGAAUGCUACUAAAAAUGGCUGCACUCAUUUGGAGAAGAAGGUGCCUAUGGAGUUGGUGUAUAGUGAUCCAAUGGUGACGAUAGGGGCAUCUCAUGGCUGGGUUGCUACUCGGAAGCACGACGGAAUCGUGCGUCUCCAAGACGAUCUAAACCCAUAUGCAUCGGAUACAGAUCCGAAACGCAUCUCGCUGCCUCCUCUCGUGACUCUGCCUCGUUGCCAAACCCAAGUUGUGACCAACGUGGCCAUGUCCUCGUCUUCCCCGGAGGAUGAGGACUGUGUUGUGGCUGUCAAGUUCUUGGGGUCUCAACUCAGCUUUUGCAGACCCGCUCAAGCUAAUUCCGAGUGGAUCAACUUCAGGAUCGCUAGCCCCUGCUUCUACUCCUCCCCUGUCAUGUUUUCCAAGACACAUGACAUGUUUUGCAUUCCCGGAUCCGGAGGCCAUCUCAUCGGAUCAUGGGAUCCUCGGGCACACAAGCACAAACCCAAGUUCCAGAGGUUGCGAUUCCAAAACCUUCCCGAGCUGACCAAGACCAAACGGGAGCUUUUGCAAUCGUGUUGCACGAGUGAACACUUGGUGGAGUCGAGAACCACCGGUGAAACGUUCUUGGUUAAGUUAUACCGGAGGGCCACCGCCAGUGGUACCGUGAAAAUGCAAACGAAAGCUCUAAUGGUCUUCAAGCUUGAUGAAGAAGGAAACGCUGUUUACACUCAAGACAUUGGAGAUCUCAGCAUUUUCAUCUCAAAGUCUGAACCGUUCGCUGUCCCUGCUUCUUCCUUCCCUGGCAUGGCCCCUAACUACGUCCAAUUCUUCGACGUCGAAGAGAGCAUCUCCGCCAGUCUGCCUCGUUCAUCCAUCGUUGGUGGAAACUGUACAUUCAACGCACCUUACCAGAUUCCACCUCAGAACAUAGGCUAGUGGUUUUGAAUUGAGUCUACUAGUUGGUUGGAAUUGAGUCUACUAGUGCUUUUGAGUUGAGUCUUCCAUUGUUUGAGUCUGUCUUUUCUAUUAAACCUUUCAAAAAUAAAAUCUUCUGUGUUUAUAUAAGAGAAAGGUAAGCAAUGCAGAUUGGACUGUGUUUUAUGUUUUUUUGCUUCGAUACA
Molecule: messenger RNA, 1349 nt
Organism: Arabidopsis lyrata subsp. lyrata
Lineage: Eukaryota; Viridiplantae; Streptophyta; Magnoliopsida; Brassicales; Brassicaceae
Exons: 1
Coding region: 76-1164 (362 amino acids)
Source: RefSeq, a predicted model, not a curated record